Molecule: messenger RNA, 4892 nt
Organism: Pogona vitticeps (central bearded dragon)
Lineage: Eukaryota; Metazoa; Chordata; Lepidosauria; Squamata; Agamidae
Gene: SQLE
Product: squalene epoxidase
Biological process (GO): cholesterol metabolic process; sterol biosynthetic process
Cellular component (GO): endoplasmic reticulum; membrane
Molecular function (GO): flavin adenine dinucleotide binding; squalene monooxygenase activity
Source: RefSeq, a predicted model, not a curated record
CAUCCCGGAGCGCACCUUUUUCCCCGACGGUGGUGGAGGCGUUGGGCUACAGCUUAGCGGAGGGUGGUGUGUGUGCGUGUCAAGAGAAGGAAGAAAUCAUGUCCUUCAGGCGAAGAAGAAUGAGGUGCAAUCGCGCCUGAGGACUGAGCUCUCUUCCUCUCAGGGAGGAGGGGAUCCAGGGGGCUCGCCUCCUUCAUCCCGCGGACCAAAAGGAAGCCCCAAAGAGCUUGAUCUAUUAGGUAACACGGAAGCCAAAAAGAAGCAGGGCAACGGCCCCCACCCACCUCGUCUCGUCUCCUUGUAAAAAAGGAAUGUAGCUUUUGAUGGGACUGGAAUGAAACAGCAAGUUUGGGAAGUUAACACUGCCGAUGUGCUGGAUGGAUUCUGAUAUUUCUCUGUUGUAAACGUGUCCACGCGAACACACCUAGGCAUACGGUCUUUUUUUGGGGUGAUCCUCCUAGUGAAGUAUUGAGAAUCUUAAAAAUAUGUGGAUGGGGACAAACUGGCAGAGUGCUGGACAAAUUGAUAUAAAUGUUAUAAUUUCCAUGGAUAUGUGCUUACCUAGAUAUACACAUCCAUGAUUUUUUCUCUCUCCUGGUGCCUAAACUGAGAAACUGCAUUAUAUUGACCAAAGGAUAUUUUGUACUGAAUGUCUUGCAGUUUAGGGAGUGAUUUUGUUUUAUAGUGCUCUAUCAUUUCUCCCUCUUGUUUGAAACGGGAGUCUUUGUAGUUUUUUAAAAUUUGUUCAAGUUGUAUGUGUGCGCAGGAGAACAGCUGUUUGGAAGACUAAACAGUGAUAAAGCUUGUUAAAAUAAACCCCACCUGGAACAGAGAAAACUCAACCAUUUUUCAUCAUGUGGACAUUUCUGGGUAUUGCGUCGUUCAUCUACAUCUAUAAGAAGUGUGGAGAUCUGCUGAACUAUGCCAACAAGGAGGUUUUGAUCUCCAUGCUGGUGUUCUUCUCACUUGGUUUGCUGCUCUCUUACCUUUAUCGAUCCCAAAGGAAGCAUAGACAACAUUCUGGAAUGCUGUCCAAUUUCCUGGCAACUGUGCCACUCAUUAGCAUUUUCUGGAAUAAGUCACAUACUGGAUCUCCAGGAACUUUACAGCCUAAGUCCAGAAAGGGGAAAAGGGGAGUCAAUAUAUCACCUGAGACCACAACGGAGACUGCUACCGCUUCAGCUGCUGCUACUCAAUAUGAUCCAGACGUUAUCAUUGUUGGCGCUGGUGUACUUGGCUCUACAUUGGCAGCAGUACUAGCAAGAGAUGGAAGAAAAGUAAUAGUAAUUGAGAGGGAUUUGAAGGAACCUGACAGGAUAGUUGGAGAGCUGUUACAACCUGGAGGAUACCGGGCUCUGAAAGAGCUGGGCUUGGCAGAGGCAGUGGAAGGGAUUGAUGGCCAUGUAAUAAAUGGCUACAUCAUUCACGACCUGGAAAGCAAAUCGGAGGUUGAAAUUCCGUACCCUUCUGGGGCAGAUGGCCAAAUACAAAGUGGAAAAGCUUUCCAUCACGGGCGUUUCAUCAUGGGCCUCCGAAGAGCAGCUAUGGCAGAAUCCAAUACAAAAUUCAUUGAAGGAACAGUGAUGCAGUUGCUUGAAGAAGAUGAUUGUGUAUUCGGGAUUGUGUACAAAGAUAAGGAAACCGGAGAAACAAAGGAGCUCCAUGCGCCUCUGACAGUUGUUGCUGAUGGCCUGUUUUCCAAGUUCAGGAAAAAUUUUAUUUCUAGCAAAGUUGAAGUCCCAUCUCAUUUUGUAGGAUGCAUUUUGAAGAAUUCACCUCAGUUUAAAACCAACCACGCAGAACUUGUUUUGGGAAAUCCUAGCCCUGUGCUUGUCUACCAGAUUUCUUCCAAUGAAACGCGAGUUCUUGUUGACAUUCGAGGUGAAAUGCCAAAGAACCUGAAAGAAUAUAUGAUUGAAAAGAUUUACCCACAGUUACCUGAACACCUCCAGGAAUCUUUCCUCACAGCUGUGCAGAAUGAUCGUUUGAGGUCUAUGCCAGCAAGCUUCUUGCCACCUUCCUCUGUUAACAAAGCAGGAGUUCUUCUUCUGGGAGAUGCGUAUAACAUGAGGCACCCUCUCACUGGUGGAGGAAUGAGUGUUAUUUUGAAUGACAUCAGGAUAUGGAGACACUUGUUACAGGCCAUUCCAGAUCUGUAUGAGGACUCUGCUCUCUUGCAGGCCAAGAAGACAUUUUAUUGGACGAGAAAGAAGUCCCACUCCUUUGUGGUCAAUAUUCUUGCUCAGGCUCUUUACGAAUUAUUUGCUGCGACAGAUGAUUCCCUGCAUCAGUUAAGGAGAGCCUGCUUCCUUUACUUCAGGCUGGGUGGUGAGUGUGUAUCUGGUCCCGUUGGAUUACUUUCUGUCUUAUCACCCAAGCCUCUCGUUCUGAUUGGCCACUUCUUCGCGGUCGCUCUCUAUGCUGUUUAUAUCUGUUUCAAGUCAGAAUCUUGGAUCACCAUGCCUCGGGCAAUUUUCAGCAGCCUUGCAGUGUUGUACCGGGCUUGCUCUGUCUUAUUUCCUCUUGUAUACUCUGAACUAAGGUACCUCAUCUAUUGAAGUCAGAGAGACAAAGCUUCAAGAAGAGGAACAACUUGUAUCCCUUGCCUCAUCUGUCUUGUGGAUAUGGAACGGGUCGGUUCUGUCUCUUCUGUUUUUGUUAAAUCUUCUUUUUUGUAAAGGAUUUGGCCUUAUGUGAUUAUUUUAGUUGAAUAGAUUUCUAUAUGGAGAGAGAGAGAGAGACAGCUUGACACACUUGUAUUUGUAAGUUCUAGGGGCACAGACCUGGAAUCCUCAAGUGAUUUAUAUCUGUGAUAGAUAAUGUGUGGAAGGGAGAAGGGAGUUAAUUGUGGCUCUCUUUGUGAGAAUGGAUCUCUAUAACACGGAAGUGGAAAUGAACUGUCUCUGAUUUGGUGGCUGCCAUGCCAUGCUCGUCCCUUCCCUUUGUGACCCUGGGGCUAAGAGCUGGAUGUACAAUAAAACCCGUAUUAUAAGGGCUCUUUCCUGUACACAAGAGAAGAUAAUCCAUGAAUUGUUAGCUUAGCUUACAGUUAGAUGGUAAACAGACUUCAGGGCUGCAUUCUUUGUGACUAUAAGGUGGGAAUUUGCAUGGUUGAGAACUGUUCCAUAUAAAACCCUAACCCAUAUAAAACCCUAACCCUCACCCUGCAUAUAGCAAGCUAGCACAUCAGGGAUAAAGCUACAAUAAAAUCUUUCCCCCUAUAUAUUUUUGUUAUGCCCAGAGAAUAAUUUUAGUAGGGGAACAUUCUGUCUUAUUGAGGCGUAUUUGCAGUUUGAAUUCCACAUAGGUUUUACCACCUAUGAACUAAGAGAGAACUAAGUUUGUUUGGUUUCUGCUAUACAGUGCUGGCUCAGGUAUGCUCUCUGUACUACAGUUUGUUUUAAGGCAGGAACGGGGAACCUGUGUCCUCUCAGAUACUCUUGGAGGGCGAGAGCUCUCAUCCUCUGUAACUGUUGUCCACGCUGGCUGAGCCUGGGGAGAUGAUGUCCAGUAACAUUUGGUGCUCCGUAUCUUCCCCAUUCCUUUUUAAAGGGGCCUUGUGGUAGUGUUCUAUAAAAUGGAACAAUUUGGCUCUUAGAUGUAAAGAGAUGAAUACGCUUGUGUGACUACAAUACACACAGAAGAAAUAUGCAAGUAUAGAAAUGAAGUUUCCAAAAGAGGUAGAUGUUUACAAGGAGCACUACUAAGUUGAUACCUGAACUGCUGACCUGAGCAUGCCCAGUUUUGUUUUCAUGAAGGUUAACAAAACAAAGAAGGGGCAUAUUGAAAUCUUAAAAGGGUGCUACUGCUAUCUGUAUAUUCUUUGGUUGAUAUUAAUGUGAAACUUCCCUUUACUGUCAGAUAAAAUAGAACGUCGUACUCAAUUUGUCCAUCUGUGGUUAAACGUAUCACCACUCCAUCACUCAUAAUAAUCCAGAGGAAAUAUAUUUACUGGAGGGUAACGGUAAACAUGCACAGAGUCACUUGUAACAGCCACCCCCCCAUGUAAGUGUGUGCACACAUGGCCGAUAGGAAUGUUCCCACCCCUUUUUAGUUUUUGAAAAAGGGCUUUAUGUGCAUCUUUAGAUGUGCGAUGUCAUUACUGGUUUUAAAAAGGAAUUGCACAUCCACACACAUGAAUGGAAGCAACGUGAAGAAAAAAUAAUGAAGUUGAGGGAGAGUGAUGGGGUGGGGAAGCAGAGGUGGUCCUGAGCUCCCUGGAGGCGCUGCCGGGUGCCUCCCGAAUCGCAAGGGGGCUCUUUCUGUUUCAAGCAACUGUCCUCAUUAAGUUAGUCGUAGUCUUGAAAACAGGCAUGAGCGAGGAAGUGGCAAACAGGGGAGGUGGGGAAGGGGCAGGCAGACAGAUGGCUAGCAGGAAUCAAAGAAGUGGUUGGAAUAGCUGUAAAAUAUGGAGCAGAAAAGAACCAGAUGAGGUGCCAUUUUGAACCACAGUAGAGCUUGACGUCGUGCGAUAUGGCAGGACUUGCGGAUUCAGUCCGAUUUUUGCCAACAUUGUAGAUGUCACAUCUGUGACAAAAAGCCAGAGGAGGAAGCUGCAAGGCAAAGAUGAGGGUCAGUGGCCCUCUUGGCAUUACUGGGCUGCAGUGCCCAUUACCCAUCAGUCGCGAUCAGUCUGGUUGUGGUUGAUGGGCGUAUCAGUAGAAGAACACGCGUUAUGCGUUCCCUAUCUUCUAAGAACAGUAAUAGGGUAUUGUUACAUCAUAUGCUGCACAGUCGUUCUUCCAACUCUCGUCAAUGGAGCUAUAACACUGCCUUUUUAGGGCCUAUAGAAUCUGACAUGGGAUGGCAAUCAUCUGUGUCCCCUGCACGAAAGCAACAUCAGUGCUGCGAAUGAUUACAGUGCUUUCUGCAGUUUCAGCAAUGUUUUUUUU